UGGGCUGCCACCUCCGUGGACCCUGAGCGCCAGAGCCCAGCCGCCACGGCCGCGAUGUGGGUCACGCUGCCCCUGCUCUGCGCCGGAGCCUGGCUCCUGGGAGCCCCAGUGUGCGGCGCCGCGAAACUGUCCGUGAACUCCUUAGAGAAGUUUCACUUCAAGUCAUGGAUGUCUAAGAAAACCAAAGCACACUGUGUACUGGUUGUAAAACCAGUUGAGGAACACCAGUGCUUGUGCUUUUGAAAAAUGGUGAUUUUUGCCAUAAACUUGACCCAGCACCAGCAGUGGCGUCCAGGAGUGCCCCGCAUGUGGCAGCACCAUAAGACAUACAGCACAGAGGAGUACCACCACAGGAUGCAGACGUUUGCCAGCAACUGGAGGAAGAUAAAUGCCCACAACAAUGGGAACCACACAUUUAAAAUGGCACUGAACCAAUUUUCAGACAUGAGCUUUGCUGAAAUAAAGCACAGGUAUCUUUGGUCAGAGCCUCAGAAUUGCUCAGCCACCAAAAGUAACUACCUUCGAGGUACUGGUCCCUACCCACCUUCCAUGGACUGGCGGAAAAAAGGAAAUUUUGUCUCACCUGUGAAAAAUCAGGGUGCCUGCGGCAGUUGCUGGACUUUCUCCACCACAGGGGCCCUGGAGUCUGCGAUCGCCAUCGCAACCGGGAAGAUGCUGUCCUUGCAGCCUCAGUUGUCUUCAUGAGGGAAGAGCUGGGACCUAUGCAUCCAUCCCCUCGCCCACAUGGGAGGGAUGAUGCCCCUGCAGGAACUGUCCUAGCCCCUGCCUCUGUGUAGGAAGGAGGGAGUGUGCACAGCAGGCCUGGUGAGGCCAUGAGGGCCCUAGGUUGAAGACAGGUGGGGGUAGGGUUUCUGGCUAGGCCUGUUUCCCCCAUCCUAUACACCGCUGUGGGACCCCAUGCUCUGCAUCGUAUGGGCACACCUACAGGGCAAGGGCUUGGACCCAGCAGCCCUCGCCCCCUCUCACCUUCCCUGGCUGCCCCUGCUUACUGAGUCCCUCCCGACAUAUGCCAGCUGCUGAGCUGGCACUGCAGGACAUACAGCAACUGUUCCUGCCCUUGGGGAGUUUAUAAUUUGGUCACCUGGACACAGCACUGAUGGGGCCCCAGAUGUGGCCCAGCCAGGGAGGCUCAGCGCCUCGUGCCAAACCCUUGAUGGCUUCUCAGCUCGCAGCUUACUGGGUUGUGUCCUUCUUCCAGGCUGAACAGCAGCUGGUGGACUGCGCCCAGGACUUCAACAAUCACGGCUGCCAAGGGGGUCUCCCCAGCCAGGCUUUCGAGUACAUCCUGUACAACAAGGGAAUCAUGGGUGAAGACACCUACCCCUACCAGGGCAAGGAUGGUGACUGCAAGUUCCGGCCUGGAAAGGCCAUCGGCUUUGUCAAGGAUGUAGCCAACAUCACAAUCUAUGAUGAGGAAGCGAUGGUAGAGGCUGUGGCCCUCUACAACCCUGUGAGCUUUGCCUUCGAGGUGACUCAGGACUUCAUGAUGUAUGAAACGGGCAUCUACUCCAGUACUUCCUGCCAUAAAACUCCAGAUAAAGUAAACCAUGCAGUACUGGCUGUUGGGUAUGGAGAAGAAAAUGGGAUCCCUUAUUGGAUCGUGAAAAACUCUUGGGGUCCCCAGUGGGGAAUGAACGGGUACUUCCUCAUCGAGCGCGGAAAGAACAUGUGUGGCCUGGCUGCCUGUGCCUCCUACCCCAUCCCUCUGGUGUGAGCCAUGGCUGCCGCAGUGCAGACUGGCGGAGAAGGAGAGAAACGAGCAGCCUGGGCCUGGGUGGAAAUCCUGCCCUGGAGGAAGUUGUGGGGAGAUCCACCGGGAUCCCCAGCAUUCUGCCCUCACCUCUGUGCCCAGUCUAGAAACCUACAGAGAAGGAGGAGUUCCACCACGAGCUCACCUACGUCUGUGACGCAAAGAUCACCAGCCAUGUGCCUUAGUGUCCUUCUUAACAGACUCAAACCACAUGGACCACGAACAUUCUUUCUGUCCAGAAGGGCUACUUUCCACACAUAGAGCUCCAGGGACUCUCUUUUCUGUAUUCGUUGUUCAAUAAACAUUGAGUGAACACCUCCCUGGAUGGA
Rhinopithecus roxellana (golden snub-nosed monkey) is the source of this 2100-nucleotide messenger RNA. It is a transcript of the gene CTSH, whose product is annotated as cathepsin H. Gene Ontology annotation, cellular component: lysosome. Bases 1118 to 1735 code for a protein of 205 amino acids. Lineage: Eukaryota; Metazoa; Chordata; Mammalia; Primates; Cercopithecidae. Gene Ontology annotation, molecular function: cysteine-type endopeptidase activity. Gene Ontology annotation, biological process: immune response. The transcript is spliced from 13 exons. The record is from RefSeq and is a predicted model, not a curated record.